UACAAAAUGUCUGGUAGUUCGCGAUACCAUACUGUUGGCAUCUAAAACUGUGCAAGGGACAAAAUGCUACUUAACCCUUACACCAGGAUUAAUAACUGUCUGCUUAAAAAGAAAAAUUCCACUUUUUGUUAAUUACGUAACGUGACCCAACCCGCCGAAGUUAUCGUCUGUUGGAUAUUUUAACUCCGUUUUAGUGUGUAAACACAGCUCUACUCCAAAGUACAUACAUCCACUCCGGAUUUUGCGUACUUCUGAAACGCAGCGCACGCGCUUGGUAAGGCCCUUAGAUAUGACAGCGACACAUGAUGUCACGGUACCCGGUAGUGUUCUUGGAAAAUGGCUGCAAGUGACCCACAGCCUAAGUUUGGGCAGUCUGUGAAAAGUUUAUUGUCAGAUAAAGUAAACUGCUGCAGUACUGAUGUGAUUGCAUUAACGAAGCAAGUGCUGAAGGGUUCACAUAGUUCGGAGCUCCUCGGUCAAGCAGCCAGGAACAUGGUAAUGCAAGAAGAUUCUAUCCUACAUUCUGAAGAUAGUUUGAGGAAAAUGUCUAUUAUAACAACACAUCUGCAGUACCAACAGGAAGCAAUUCAGAAAAACAUAGAAUAUUCAUCUGACCUCCAAGACCAGCUGAGACAUCUUUUGAAAUGAUUUCUUCAUCCUGAAGUUAAGGUGUAAAGCUGUGAUGCACAACUGGAAGCUCCGACAGAAGCAGGGAGAAAAGGGCAGCUGUUGCUUUGGUUUCUCCAUCUGAGAUUCUGCACAAUCUCAGAUGUGUCUUCCACAAUUUGUGUACCCGAGUUUUACAUGUACAAAAAAAGACAAAAUGGACAAAACCCCCAUGAGUUGUCCUAUACUGUGUGAAAAAGCAUAAAAUGUACACAAUGUAUUUUUUCGUAAAUGUUAUGCUACUAUGGUAUUAAGUGGGCCAUAGUUAAUAAGCUUAAGAACAUCUUUGAAACUGUCUUGAGUUAAUGUAAGCUAGGUAAGAUAUAAUCCAUUUGCUAGUUAUACAUUUUGCACGUGUUGCCUUUGUGUCAUUGUUAUUAAGGAGUAACAUCAUUGUGUCAGUGGAGUAAAGCUUGAGUAUUUUUAAUGAUUUUUAUAGUGUGAGGGAAGAAAUUAAUUUCUCAAAUGAAUAAGAUUUGUUUGACACUUGUUACAUUAAUAAACAUUAUAUUGUUAAAAGAA
Messenger RNA from Protopterus annectens (West African lungfish), 1188 nucleotides. RefSeq names its product BLOC-1 related complex subunit 7 (gene BORCS7). The coding region runs from base 337 to 648 and encodes 103 amino acids. The record is from RefSeq and is a predicted model, not a curated record. Gene Ontology annotation, cellular component: BORC complex. NCBI's taxonomy places the organism in Eukaryota, Metazoa, Chordata, Ceratodontiformes, Protopteridae. The transcript is spliced from 5 exons.